AGCAGAACUUUCGAUAAAAAAGAUGAAAACGAUUUUUUAAAUGAUGAGAAAAGUUUUUUUAAAUAUUGGAGUAAUUCUGUAUUAAAACAAUCGCAUUAAUUAUGGGCAAGCAAAUAUUCAUGAUAAACUGUAUUUUUAGCCAAGUUUAGAGAUUUAAUGCUUGACUUAAACCGAGAAUUUUUUAAAUGCAAAGUAACUUGACUAAGCUUGGCACAUCUUGUAUAAUAAAUUCGGCUUGCAUCACUUCCCAUGGACAUAAAUCAUAUAAUAUUUUGAAAUUUGAUAUUACUAUACAAAAUCAUGUAAUUGUGUGAAGGAAGAAUUAAGCUUUUUCUAUAUGGAAUACCAUUAGCGCAAUUUUGUCCUCGUUUUCAUUCUGUUUUACGUAUUUUACUUUCUGCGUAAACAUGGAGGCAAAAUGUUUCCUAUCCUCGUGAUAUUUGAGGCUUGUGGUUAAAAGUCGUGACCUUAUAAGUGCCAGCGUCGCAAACUACAACUUGACGCCUUGUGAAAAUUUUGAUUUGGAAAUUUGUAGCCGAAUGGAAAAUGUAGGGUUUUUCUUGUUACGUGUGAAUUCAAUCAUGCUGCUUGUUGAAUCAAACAGUCUUUUGUCGGAAGCACGUUGGCCUACAGGUGAAUAUAGUCUACCGAAACCUAAAACAGGAUGUCCAGAUAAUUCCUGGAAAGAAGGAUGGCUAAGACAAGAAAUGGAAAAUGAUGACAUAAAUGACAAAAUAAAUGUCAAAAGUAAAUUUUCUUCAAAUUUUCAUAUGAAUGCAAGUAUUAUUAAUGGAACUGAAGGUGGACAAUAUGAGAUUAUUGACAGAGAAUUUUGUACAAAGAAUUCAAUAUUCAGUGGAAAUAAAACUACUUGGAAAUACUGGCCAAAAGGAAUGUAUUGUAUUUACCAAAAGAAUGAUUGUCCGUAUAACAUGGAUGAAGGCUGGAUUCAACUUGAUGACGAAGAUAAUUUUGGUGGUAUAAAUCGAAAUAAGCAUAGAGGAAUUUUACCAAAGUUUUCACAGAGCAUCUCCAAUCUGGGAGCAACCAGACUAUUUUACUGCUGUCAAACAGAAGGGCAAUGGUACAACCCGGUUGAGUUGCCCACAGAAAAACCGUUUUAUUUGUUACCUUACAAAACGCCCAACUGUCAGCGCAUCUUGUGGACGGUCAGCUCUCUCGAAUACAUUGUUUAUGAUACUGAGAAUGAUGUGAAUGGAGAUAAGUUCUUUGGACAUCAUGUAUACACAAAUAAAGUGAAAAGCUUACCAAAAAUAUUUUACUGUUAUUACGCAGGAUGUCAGUAUGAACUUCAUGGAAAUACUGGAUUGUUCAGUUCACCAUAUCUCAACAACUCUUUUUCCGAUUUCCAUUCUUGUUCAUGGGCAAUAAAAGUUAAUUUAACUCUAAAAAUUUCUGUGGUAUUUAAGCAGUUAUUUUUUCCUAACUGUCAACAUAAUUCUUUGGCAAUUUAUGCUGGACAGAGUGAAAACAGUUCGAUGCUGUUGGCUGUAUAUUGUGGCAGAAAUGCAACUUCUCGUGCCCAGAUAAAUUCCACAACGAAUGAAUUAUUCAUUGUCAUGAAACACAGACAAACUAACAGUUCAAGGUCAACAAGGUUUGGUUUCGAUGCCCAUUAUAAAACAAUUUCAAAUAUUAGAAGCUCCCGCAGAAAAGGAUCACAAUUAUUAAAAAUACUCCUACCAAUCCUUGCAUUGGUGGUCAUUGUGAGUCUUGGUGUCGUCUUCUUUGUAUGUUUUAAAAGGUGGAAAAAAAAUCAAGCUUUGCAAGAGGACGUUGCAGACAAGAAUAUUUCAAAUAAAGACAUGUACGAUACUCCCAAUUUAUCAACUUCAAAACAAGAUCAAUAUGGCGAUGACGACGUAAACUCUUUAGAAACAUCAAAUCCGAUCUAUGCCUCGGAGUUCAGUGAUGGAUAUGCAACUAUAAAAGAUUUAGAGUUGUUUAAUGCAAAUGAAAAUGUAUUGUAUGAGCCUGGGAAUCCGCAAGAUAAAAGUUUGAAAAUUGACAAUAAUUACUCGGAGUCGUUUAAUGCAAAUGGCAACACGCUAUAUGAAUAUGAGCCUGCAAACCCACAACAGGACAAAUUGAAAAUUGGCAAUGCAGGAAAAUCCCGAGGGUCAAUUGACAUUGAACAAUAACCUUAAAUCAAUGACCGAGCUCGAGUGCUAGAUUACUAUUUUCAAUAUCUGACUUAGUUUAUAUUUUGGUUGUUUUUGAACAAGAGGUGAGGUAUGUGCAUGCAAAUGCGGCUAGUUUUGCGCAAAUGAACAUGGACAAUAGUUAUUAAAAUUAACAAUAUAGAUUUUAAAUGUAUUUGUAUUUUGGGGCGUAGAUUAUUAUGUUGCCAUUUAGCUAUAUUUUGUUUGAUAUUUGUGGAUUGAGGAUGUGCAAUUGCCAAAGGAAAGAUUUUGGUGACUGUGAAGCUAUUCUGGACAUUGAUUGAAGAUGACGGGCUGAAAAGAGUAUUUGUGUCAGUCGUCGGAUUUGUUUGAAAAGCAAUGGAAUUCUGUGCAAAGCCACAACAAAGAGAAUAAAGUUAUGUUUAAUGUAUAGACCCUGUCGAAGAUGAAAAAGAUAGGAGAAGUAAAAUUUACGCUAUCUAGCUAACAUGAAUUCUGCUUAGAUAAACUUAAUUUUUUAACUAUUGAUUUUAUAAACAGAAAAAGAAAUACGUGUGACCAGUCACUUUAAGCUUUAUUGAAAUAAAUGCAUCAUCCAGCAGGCCUCACGAAGAUAUCUGGAAAAUACCAAAAUAAAAA
Xenia sp. Carnegie-2017 is the source of this 2783-nucleotide messenger RNA. RefSeq lists its product as uncharacterized. The transcript is spliced from 6 exons. Gene Ontology annotation, molecular function: wide pore channel activity. The record is from RefSeq and is a predicted model, not a curated record. Lineage: Eukaryota; Metazoa; Cnidaria; Anthozoa; Malacalcyonacea; Xeniidae. Gene Ontology annotation, cellular component: membrane. The coding region runs from base 540 to 2162 and encodes 540 amino acids.